Molecule: messenger RNA, 873 nt
Organism: Paramuricea clavata
Lineage: Eukaryota; Metazoa; Cnidaria; Anthozoa; Malacalcyonacea; Plexauridae
Source: the annotation of a GenBank genome assembly
AUGGCACAACGAUCAGAUCCAGCGGACAAUCCACGGUAUUCAAUCAUGACGAUAAACAUGAACGGGCCGUCCGCUAAAAAGGGAACUGCAAAGAGACGUAGGAAAUUGUUGUCCCGUACAUUCGAAUCGUCUCCUUCAGAUAUAGUCUUCUGCCAAGAAACGUGCCCGGGAUUCGAAGAACUAAUGGCAGCUCCAGAGAACUUCAAAAUCGCGAAUACAGGAAAGGAAGCAGCUGUAAUAUGGUCAACCAAACACUUCAAUGGCUCACAAGAUGGACUUAAGGCAACGGACAGACAAAUAAGGACAAUACGUAAUGAAAUAUGUGAACAAAAUGAAGAUGUCAGUGAACUUUUAUCUAAAAUAGCAAUGGCCAAACUGACGCCUCGACUGCAGUCGACUGACAGUAUACUGGCGGUUUCAUUUCAUGGGCCCCACAACAGAUUUACUGGGGAGAAAAAGAAAAGAGUUUUCUUAAGUCUUCUGAAGUUUCUUGAUAAAGUAAUUGAGGAGAAAAAUAUACGUUCUUAUAUCAUCGGCGGGGAUUUCAACUUUGAUACAAGUACGAUUACGGAACUUCCCAAUCUCCCAGAGGAUGUAGUGGUCGGUUCCUAUGAGUUAAGCCCUCGGUCACAGGAUAGAAUAGGACCGUUUAUACCUUACAAGGACAACUUUAUAUAUUAUCCAGAGCCAAACUUAAAUGUGCUUCUGAUAAAAGCUAUUGAUUUGGAUCGUAUAGAUCCUGAAGAUAGUUUUCUGCUGGACCAUGAUCCUAUCGUUGGGAUGUUGCAUUUUACUCCUCAAACUAAAGAGGGCUCGCCAUCUGAAGAUGUUGAAACCCUUUCAAAAGACUUGAAACGCUGGAAACCCUUUUAA